AUGCAGUUGGACAAAGAUUCUGGCGAAGGACCUUCUAAUAGAUCCAAAAAGGAAAGGGAUGGUGAGCUCGCAAGGCAUUCUGGAAUGAUGCCUGUAAACUUGUUGUGGGACAAGUUGAGAAUCACAAGUGAACUUGCAUUACAAAUUGAUGAAGAGAUACCACCAGUGAGUAAGUUGAAACUUAGAUCAAGAAAUAUUAGUUGGUGGUUCCUUGAGAACUGGUCCACUGGUGUUGUAAAAAAGUUUCGGGAUAGGCUUACAGCUCGUAAAGAAUCUAUAUCAUGCAACCAAUUGGGUACUCUUCCAGUCAAUUUGUUGUUGGAAAGAUCCAAAAUCAUCAACACUGGGGCUUUAGAUAAUUUUGGAAAUUCGGUUAAUCCCAUAAAAGACACUUCCAACUGCUCUAAGCGGGGAAACUAUAAUUGA
Sphenostylis stenocarpa is the source of this 426-nucleotide messenger RNA. Lineage: Eukaryota; Viridiplantae; Streptophyta; Magnoliopsida; Fabales; Fabaceae. The record is from the annotation of a GenBank genome assembly.